Molecule: messenger RNA, 2740 nt
Organism: Dimorphilus gyrociliatus
Lineage: Eukaryota; Metazoa; Annelida; Polychaeta; Dinophilidae
Source: the annotation of a GenBank genome assembly
UUAAGAUAUCAAUGUAAAAGCGUCUAUACAAAACAUCUAUUGCUAUUUGUUUACAGUUUAAUCUAUUAUCGAAUGAAAAAGUAUUACCUUUGUUUGUUUUCUUUUGACAAUAAAAAGUCAGAGUCAAAUUCAAACAAUUUCAUAAAGUGAGAUGCUUUGGUAAGAACGCUUAUUCCUCGAAGUAAUGAAGCGUCUUCUUUUCAACAUAGGCCGAAAUUCGGCUUGUCAACAAUGGUCUAGAUAUUUUUCCAGUGAACCAUCUUCUCAAGCCAGUACUGUUGUCAUCGGAGGAGGAUGCUGUGGUGUAAGUUUAGCUUAUCAUUUGGCAAAGGCUGGUCAGAAGGAUGUAGUUCUUCUGGAAAAAACAGAAUUAACGGCUGGUUCAACUUGGCACGCAGCUGGUUUAACAACCUAUUACAAUCCUGGUAUCAAUAUGAAGAAAAUCCACCAUUACAGUUUAAGCCUGUUCAACCAACUGGAGAAGGAAACAGGUCAGCCUGUUGGUCUUCAUAAGUGUGGUAGUUUGAGAAUUGCACAAACACCAGACAGAGUGGAUGAAUUUCGUCAUCAAAUGUCGAGACAAGGGUGGAAUGAAGCCGAACAGAGACUGGUAUUACCAGAAGAAAUAAAAGAGAUGUUUCCUCUUUUAAACAUGGAUACGAUAUUGGCUGGUUUAUACAAUCCUGGAGACGGCCACAUAGAUCCAUAUUCCUUAACACAGGCCAUGGCCGCAGGGGCUAGAAAAUAUGGAGCCAAACUUAUUCAAAAUGCGCCUGUUCAUGGUUUAAAACAGAGAUCUGACGGAAAAUGGGAAGUAGAUACCGUCGGUGGAACUAUUAUUGCUGACAGGAUUGUCAACACUGCUGGGUUUUGGGGAAAACACGUGGGUGAAUUGGCUGGUAUCCAUCACCCUUUGGUGCCCAUUCAUCAUCAAUACGUCGUGACGAAAACCAUACCUGAAGUUAAGGCGUUGAAAAAAGAACCACCCGUUCUAAGAGAUCUUGAAAAUUCUUAUUAUCUUAGACAAGAACGAGAUGGACUAUUAAUAGGUCCUUAUGAACGACAAAGUCUCAUGAAAAUGAGCGUUGAUUGGUAUGAUGACGCUCCACCUGCAGAUUUUGGUCGAGAAUUAUUUGAAUCUGAUUUGGAAAGGCUGGAAGAUUAUUUAUCAGCCGCUAUGUCACUGAUUCCAGCUAUGGAGAAUGCUGAGAUACAAACUGUUGUUUGUGGUCCGAUAACUUAUUCUCCAGAUCUGUUGCCAAUGGUCGGCCCACACAGGGAAGCAGACAAUUAUUGGACUAUCAUUGGAGCCUCCUACGGGAUAAUUCAUUCUGGUGGAUUGGGAAAAUACGUUAGCGACUGGAUAAUUAAUGGGGAGCCUAGUUUCGAUCUGAUUGAAACCGACCCCAAUCGAUACUCAACUUGGACAAAUCGAGAAUAUACUCUGGCAAAAAUUAGAGAAAGCUAUGGUAUGAAUAACGCGCUGGCUGUUCCUCAUGAAGAAAGAGAAGCGGGAAGACCUACUAUAAGGGUCAACAUGGAACUUUUCAAGGCGUUGAAAGCCAAAGGUGGAGAAUUCGGCUUUAAAUCAGGGUGGGAAAGUCCAUUAUGGUUUGCGAAAGAGGGAGAUGAGUCAGGCUAUAAGCCAAGCUUCAGGAGAACGAACUGGUUCGAACCUGUUCGAAGAGAAACAGAGUUGGUCAUGGAAAAAGUAGGAGUUAUUGACUUGACAUCUUUCGCUAAAUUUAACGUUGAGGGAAAAGACGCGUCAGCUUUUAUGGACUAUGUAGGGGCUAAUAAUAUCCCAAAAGAAGGCAAGAUUGCUUUGUGUCAUUUACUCACGCCCAGUGGAAAGGUCUAUGGAGAGUUAACCGUGUCUGCCUUACCCGACGGCUCCUAUUUUUGUGUGACCGGUGCUGGAUCAGAAUUUCACGAUUUACGAUGGAUGGAGACGAUUGCUAAAGAAAAGGGGUUCAAUGUUUCUAUUUCCAAUUGCACAGAGAAAUAUGGCUGCCUCGGUCUUGCCGGACCAAAGUCGAGAGAUGUUAUGAAACGUUUAGUUGAUAAUGAUUUAGAUAUUUCCAACGAAGCUUGGAAUUUUAUGGAAGUCAAAGAUAUUCAAAUGAAAGGUAUAAAUGUGCGGGCCUUAAGAGUAUCGUAUACUGGUGAAUUGGGCUGGGAAUUAUAUAUGGAUAUGGCAGAUACAAUAAAGAUUUAUAAUAUGAUCCAAGAAGAGGGAGAAUCAUUUGGAGUAGGUGAUUUCGGAGGCUUUGCGCUAAAUAGUUUGAGAUUGGACAAGGGCCUUAGGGCUUGGGGAUUAGAGAUGAAUAUGGAUAAAGAUCCCAUUCAAGCUGGUCUUGGAAUGUUUAUUAAAACAAAUAAGAAAGUGGAUUUCGUUGGAAAGGAGGCGAUUAAAAAAAUGCUGUCCAAUAGGCCUACAAAUGUGUUGAGUUUUCUACACAUAAAAACUGAUGAUAUUGAUUCCGAAGGCAACGAAUCGGUAUGGUAUAAUGGAAAAGUCGUCGGUAAUACAACAUCCGGAACGUAUAGUUACACAGUCAACACAAAUGUUGCAUUCGCAUAUUUACCAAUUGAUUUAAGUGUUCCCGGAAGUAAAGUUCAAGUAGAACUUUUGGGCAAGUUUUAUGACGCAAUAGUACAAAAAGGACCACCGUUAAAGAUUGAAAGUGUAAGAGCACCGGAAGAAAUAGAGGAGAUACGUAAACACUUUACUAAUUAA